AUGUCCGAAGAGACCGCCACCCUCCAGGUGACUAUCCCCCAGAAUCCUGCAAAAACCCUGAGAUUAACGCUCAAUGGCCCGGAAUCAAUGUUGGAAACAGGUCCACGACUGACAGCUUUAUCACUGGACACCAUAGAGGUUACGCAUGAGAUGCUCGACUCGCUCAGUAGCUACGAGAUCUCCGUCAUCGAGUCCACAAAGGCCGGUAGACACAGCUCAUAUUCGUCCUUCUACACGGCCAUCCUCAAGCCGCUUUUUUCUGCCCUGAAUAUCAGACACUCGUACUUGCAAACAACUUCCGCUUCCUCAUUGCAGGAGUAUGCCGCCGCAGCUGACUUGUCGAGACCUUCUGCAAAACUCCUUUAUCUCUUCCUUUCUGGAGACACCUCUGUCUUUGAAUUUGUCAACUGUCUCUUUCCACGAAUCCAGGAUACGGAAAUUUCAGGUUACUCCGGGUCUACCCCGAACGUUACCAUCCUCCCGUUCCCCCACGGAACGGGGAACGCGUUGUGUAACUCCUUGAAACUUUUUAACGACAUCGAGUCCAUCAAGGCGCUUUUCAGGCUCUGCCCCCGCCAUCUGCCACUAUACCAACUACAAUCACACACUAAGCUAGAGUCGAAGAACCUAUCUUUGGAUCAUUUUUCGCAGAAAAAGGCCAUCUUUUUCCUUGUCGUAGCAUCAUGGUGUUUACACUCCACUUUGGUGUUCGAGUCGGAUAAACCCGAGAUGAGAGCAAAAUACGGCCCCGAAAGGUUCCGAAUCGCUGCCAUGAAGAUACUGGAGAAAAAUCCCCACUUUAGGGCCAGGAUCACCUUCCAGCCUGAUAGUAAAUCACUAUUCUACAACCACGGCUCUGGAUCUUGGUUAUCAGACACAUCAAAGACUUCUUCCUCAGAACAAGUCACUGACCUAUCUUAUUUUCUGCUUGCUGCCGUUUCGAAUUUCGAAAAGACUUUCAUGAUUUCUCCACAUUCCGUUGUAGCUGAAGACCAACUUCAUAUUCUUGCCAUUCCGCAUAUACCUUCCGAUGAUAUCAUGACCCUCAUGAAUGCUGCAUACGAUUCAGGAACCCAUGUCCAGGACAAGCGUGUGUACUACUCCUAUUUGGAGAAAUCCUCGUCCCUCGAGUUGUUUAUCUCAGAUGAGAUGCACCCUAGUUUGAGUACCAUUUGUUUGGAUGGAAGUUCGUGGGAAGUAACGGGAAAAGACCGCAAACUAACCUUUUCCACUGUGCAACAAUCUUUUCUACACUUUUUAUCUUGA
Pichia membranifaciens NRRL Y-2026 is the source of this 1266-nucleotide messenger RNA. RefSeq lists its product as hypothetical. Gene Ontology annotation, biological process: sphingosine biosynthetic process. The coding region runs from base 1 to 1266 and encodes 421 amino acids. The transcript has a single exon. The record is from RefSeq and is a predicted model, not a curated record. NCBI's taxonomy places the organism in Eukaryota, Fungi, Ascomycota, Pichiomycetes, Pichiales, Pichiaceae. Gene Ontology annotation, cellular component: membrane; intracellular membrane-bounded organelle; cytoplasm.